GCCUUCACGCCAAAAGCGUGGCCGUCUUGGCAGACUGCGGCGCGGGAACGCGGGAAGUCCACUCUGGCUUCGCGGCUUCGUAGCCGGGUCGGGAUUGUCACGUGCCGUUUCGGACCGACGUCGUUGGUCGAACGGCGACGACGACGCGCACGACGGUUUUAUUGUGAAGGUCGACGGGUGUCCGUUCUCCGGCGUGGAGAACGCGCAGCGCCUUGACGCAGCGGGACGGGUGGCGUCUGCUCUGGUCCCGGUCCUGGUCCCGGUCCCGGUCCAGGAGAAGGAGACGCCGCAGAUGCUGCGGCAGCGCCCUCACCAUUAGCCGCUUUUCCGAGCGCAAAAGACGCCCGAGUCCGGCGCAGCAUCCUGUCGAUCCGAGAAUGCUUUGCGCCUGACAAGAUGAGCGUGACGUCUUGGUUCCUGGUCAGCAGCUCCGGCACGCGCCACCGCCUCCCCAAGGAGAUGAUCUUCGUGGGCCGCGAGGACUGCGAGCUCAUGCUGCAGUCUCGCAGUGUGGAUAAGCAGCACGCCGUCAUCAACUACGACGCCGUGGCAGACCAGCACCUGGUCAAGGACUUGGGGAGCCUGAACGGGACGUUCGUGAACGACCUGAGGAUUCCCGACCAGACGUACAUGACGCUGAAAGUGUCCGACGUCCUCCGAUUCGGAUACGAUUCUCACGUCUACGUUCUGGAGAAGAGUCAACACAAAGUCCCCGAAGAGGCUCUCAAGCACGAGAAGUACACCAGCCAGCUGCAGAUCGGACCCAAGAGGGCGGAGUUGGAGAAGAGCGCCGGCGGCAAGGGUCUGAUGCAAGAGGUGCCCGCCCCCCGGCCCACGCCGCUCUACGGGCAGCCAUCUUGGUGGGGAGAGGACGACUGCGGGAGUCGGCCGGACCGCGACGACGAGCCUCGCAAGGACGACCCUCGCAGAGAGGCGCAGAGAGAAGCGCCGCCCCCUGCGGAUCCCGACUUCCACGGAUGUCUUUCCAGUCCGCGGACCAAGACCCCGUUGGCGCCGUACCAGCGGGAGGCCAGCUACUUUGAGAUUCCCACCAAAGACUUGCAAGUCCCCAAGGACGCGGCGGCGGUGCCACAAGAGAUCCCCACCAAGGACUCCCCCGCCGAGACCCCGCCUGCGGUCCAGAGCCACGCCUCCUUCACCAUCGAGUUUGACGAGUGCACGCCGGGCAAGAUCAAAAUCAAAGACCACGUGACCAAGUUCUCCUCCCGCCAGAGGAAGACUCCGCCCCCUGCCAGGACCCCGGCGGACGUGAUGUCGUCCCAGAGCAAGGUUGCCGAUUGGCUGGUUCACAGCGACGUCAGCCUGAUGAAGAAGCGCACCGCCAGCGACGACGUUUACAGCACCAAGAGCGACCUGGCCGUCAACAUGAAGUUGCUGAAAGGUCAUCACCAUGACGACGGGACGCAGAGCGACUCCGAGGACCCGGCGGCGCUCACAGGGCGCAAAAGUAAAUCCCGGCCGUCCGGGAGUCCCGUCCGGCCCGGACCCGCGCCGUUGGCCUCCGCCGAGGGCCCGCAGCCCCCCUUGCGCCGGAGCCCCGCUCGGGUCCGGUCUCCCGUCGCGGACCCGUCCGAGCGGAGUCCUCCCGAUCGCCUGAGCCAGCAGGCGUUUGUCAUCGAGUUCUUCGACGACAACCCCCGUAAGAAGCGCUCGCAGUCGUUCACGCACAACCCCGCCCACGCAGACUCCUACUCGGCCCUCAAGAGCAAGCUGGAGCGGCGCAAAGGCGGCGAGCGUCCGGCAUCCGUUCACGGCCACGUGGCCGCAACCCAGCAGGUCACGGUGCCGCUCAAAAGUCCCGGCAGCCACGGAGCCCCCCAGAGAUCCAGUUCUCUGAAGCGGGAACAGGCGGACACGGAGACCUCUCGCUCGACCUCGACCUCGGCCUCGGUCACCUUCGUUCGGCCUUUUGGCAGCGUCGGGAAGAAGUCCAAACUUUCUCAGGACUGGGCGGUGGAAUUCCUGAAGGAUUCCAGUCAGGACUCCGUCCCUAGCAGGGAACAAGCGUCGGCUCCUUUGCCACCAGAGCCUUCGGGCCCUCCUGUGACGCCUUCCCCGGGUUUCAGCGGAGGCGAGCCCAAAGGGUGCCAGAGGCUGCCGAGGAACGAGGAGGACGACAGCGUGAGCGAGGCCGGCACCUACACCAUCGACACGGACGCUCACGACCAGGAAGUGGAAGACGCUCGCAACAUGAUUGACCAGGUGUUCGGGGUCCUGGACUCUCCGGAGUACGCCGAGCAGAGCCCGGAAACGCCGAGGCCCGUACUAGACGAAGGCCAGGAUGAGCACGCUAACACCGCUAGCUGUUGCCUGAUGUUGCACGACUUUGGUCUGGCGGCAAGCCCCUUACAGGCUCCGGGUCCGGAAGGACCAAAGUGGGUUUCCCGUUGGGCCAGUCUAGCAGACAGCUGUGCUGCGCCUGCUCCUGCGCCGCCUCAGGAAGACCGGCGUGCGCCGACUGAACUUGAGAGCUACGACCGCUCAGAGUCGGAGUCCAGCCACAGCUCCAGGACGAGAAGGGUCCUGCCUCAGGUUCCCCCCGAAAAGUUGGACGGCGCCCUCGCCGGCCUCCUCGUGCGCCACGAAUCUUGCCGUGACCGAGCUCCUCCUUCUCCUCCACGGCAACAGGACUGUACUCGGUGCUUGUCUGUUCAAGAUGAACUGGAUCCGGACAGUCUGAGCGACGCGAGCCGCUCAGAGGACGGAGCCAUUUUCAAGCAAACACAGAACCGUCGAGGUGCUCUGAAAUCCUCAGCUCCUCCGAGGGCUCAGGAGAAGUCGAGCUCAUCCACAAAAUCCCCCAUCUUCUACAUUGGUUCUGAAGAAAACCCAAGCAGAGCUGACUCAGCCAACUUUCAGAGGAGCCCAGACUCCUGCGGCAAGACUCCCCCGACCACCGUUCUGAUCCGACACCUGGGCAACCAGGAACCCCGAAGGGGGGGCCUGAAACCGCACAGCUCCGCACCGAACCUCCAAACACAGAACAAAGAUUGCGUCCCGACGAAAGAUACCUCGUCCCUUGUACGACAGGAGAGUUUCACCAAAGCCGGGCCAAGUGAAAACAUCCAAGUCAAGAAACUUCCCCACAUUUCCAGUCAGCCAUCCAUCAGAGACUUGGAACAGAGGACGGAGAGGUUGACGGAUCCGGAGCCGUUCCUCCGGGAGCCCGGCAAGUUCCCACCCCCCGGCUCGUCCGGCCACGGGGACGAUUCGCUUUCCGGAGAGUCUGACGUGGACACGGCGAGCACCGUCAGCCAGGUGAGCAGCAAAAACGCGUCCGCCGGCGCCGCCCCGCACAAACGGCCCGACGCCGCGCUCCAAAAGGAGAAGACCUCCUCCAGACAGCACAAGGGGGGGCGGCAGCUCUCGGCCCGUGAGCGACUUUCAGAGAAACGGCGAAACCAGGUUAGCGUCACUCCCGCCCACAAGGCGGAGACCACCAAGCGCUUUCAGAUGCGCCGCAGCGCCGGCAGCCGGGGAUCUUUGGACCUGUCGGCUGAGCCCCAGCGGGCUUCCCGGACGACAUUUUCCGACCCGGAAGCCUCUCGGACAUCGGGCCGCGGUAAGAAGGCGUCGGUCCCCUCGCUUCAAAAAGAGGACGACGCAAAGACGGCGAUUGGACAGGUUCUGACCCGUUCCAACAGCUUAUCUGCGCCGCGGCCCACUCGAGCGUCCAUGUUGCGCCGAGCGCGCCUGGGAGAGGCUUCGGAUAACGAAGGUGCGGAGACCGACCGAGCCUCUCAAGGUUCUGACAAUGCCGCUGUGGCGCCAAAAGCGCUGCUCGAGGCCAAGAAACUGUCCAGGCUGGACAUCCUAGCGCUGCCGCGGAAGAGGACCGGUUCUUUCACGGCUCCCGGCGACAACGAGGCCUCGUCCUCCGCCGGCCGUGCCGCUCUCGUCAACCGGAACCUCGAUGGCGCCAGGAAGUCCUCGGCGAGCGACGCCCAGCGGGCCGGCGCUAGAGCGGGAGCGGCUCCGGGAAAGAAUGCGCCGACCCGCAAGUACGCCAACAGUGGUUUCCGUCCCAAGCAGAAGAACUCCGACUUUUCUUCUUCAUCUGACGACGACUACAAAAGCGGCAGCGCAAAUGCCGCAAAAGCCAAACCCUCAACCCCGACGCCCCGGAGCGCCGCGUCCGCCGAGACGGAGGAGGACGAGGACCGGAACGACCCCUACCAGAACUGGUCCGCGCACAGCGCCGAGAUCGCAAAGCUCAGUCAGGACUUGGCCAAAGAUUUGGCCAUCUUGGCCAGAGAAAUCCACGACGUCGCCGGGGACGGGGACGGGGACGGAGUCUGCGCCGGCGAGGAGCCGCUGGAAGUCGCCCCCGACGCCGCUCGGAACCUUCCCGAACGCUCUCGACUGGACGCGAACAUGAACGAAGCCGCGUGGGACUGCAGCGGAGAGGUCGCCAUCUCAUUCUCUCAGGACCCGCGGCCGCUGAGUCCCCUGCGGCAUCUGUCGCACGCCAUCCGGGACAACACGGAGCAGCUGGCCGCCAAACUGAAGGUGAUCUUCCACAAGAAAGCCGACUUGUGGGAAGAGAUCGAAGAGAAGAUGAAAGCGGAUGCCGAAGUUCCGGUCCCGAAGACGUCCGAUCAGGAGAUCUCAAAGGUGGUGACGGAGCUCAGGAGAGUCCAAAGGCAGCUGGAAGUCAUCAACUGGGCGGUGGAUCCGGCGGCCGGGAGCCUUCCGUCCGUCGCUCGGAGUCCGAGGACCUCCUCCGAAGAAAACAAAGGCGGCGGCAAACAAAAUGGCGUCUCUCCCAAAACGCGGCGUCGGCUGCUGUGAUGGGGGUUCCUAAUAUUGUGCACACGCUCGUCGGUAGAAAACAAUUGACCCGCAUCCGAGACGUGAGACGGCCCGCUCGUGCCCGGCCUGCCUGUUGUGGUGAAGUUCGUCGUUUCUUUUAGCGAGCCGGAGCCCGAAGACGCUUCCUCGUUUGCUGUCGGUGUCGUCGUCGUGACCCGCUCCCUCCUUUUGUGCCACUUCAGUGCUUUGACGCCAGAAUGAAAUGGAAAGAAUGUUCAUCAGUGUCAUUUAUUGGAAUAAAAACGAGAAAAGUCA
Molecule: messenger RNA, 5088 nt
Organism: Syngnathoides biaculeatus (alligator pipefish)
Lineage: Eukaryota; Metazoa; Chordata; Actinopteri; Syngnathiformes; Syngnathidae
Gene: cep170bb
Product: centrosomal protein 170Bb
Exons: 19
Coding region: 397-4812 (1471 amino acids)
Molecular function (GO): protein binding
Source: RefSeq, a predicted model, not a curated record